Helobdella robusta is the source of this 363-nucleotide messenger RNA. RefSeq lists its product as hypothetical. The coding region runs from base 1 to 363 and encodes 120 amino acids. Gene Ontology annotation, molecular function: acetylcholine-gated monoatomic cation-selective channel activity; transmembrane signaling receptor activity. The transcript is spliced from 2 exons. Gene Ontology annotation, biological process: chemical synaptic transmission; signal transduction; nervous system process. Gene Ontology annotation, cellular component: neuron projection; synapse; postsynaptic membrane. The record is from RefSeq and is a predicted model, not a curated record. NCBI's taxonomy places the organism in Eukaryota, Metazoa, Annelida, Clitellata, Rhynchobdellida, Glossiphoniidae.
AUGUACGUGAUUCAUGAAGAUAACUUUGAAAUAAAAAUGAACAGUGCAGACGGUAGGUAUGAAGUUUCUUAUAAACCGAACGUCGUCAUAUUCAGCAGUGGAGAAAUACUCUGGAUCCCACCAGCCAUCUACAAAAGUUCUUGCACCAUCAAUGUUCAAUAUUUUCCAUUUGAUGAGCAAAGAUGCCUCAUGAAGUUCGGCAGUUGGACUUUCAAUGGAGACCAGGCGUUCUGGAUUGGUACGAAGGUCAACGAAAAAGGGAUCCAAGGGACCUCGUUGAACAGCGGAAUUGGGAAAUCAUCGGCAGUCCAGGAGUGUAACAUCGGAACGGGGGAUACCUGGAGCACCAUUCACAGGCCAUGA